Rotaria sp. Silwood2 is the source of this 975-nucleotide messenger RNA. Lineage: Eukaryota; Metazoa; Rotifera; Eurotatoria; Philodinida; Philodinidae. The record is from the annotation of a GenBank genome assembly.
AUGUGUCGUUAUAUAUUCAUAUUUUUCUUUAUAUUAUUUUUUGAUUAUAUUCAUGCAAAAUCAAAAAAUAUAGAUUAUUAUACAUUUGCUCUUUUAUCUGAUAUUCAUAUUGGUGAUACAGGUGCAAAUGCAUUAGGUAGAGCACGUUCAGCUGUAGCUAAAAUAAAUCAACUUGCAGAAAAUGUAACAACAAAUUUACAAGCUGUUUUUAUUACUGGUGAUUUAACUAAUUCUGCAUUACCUUCUCAAUAUGCAACAGUUCGUGAUGUUCUAAAUAAUUUAACUGUACCAUAUUAUCCAAUAAUUGGUAAUCAUGAUCAAUGGUUAUACAAUUCAACAUGGGAAGAUAUAGCACCUGUUGGUGAUCAACUAUUUGCUGAAACAUUUAAACAUAUACUUAAUCAAUCAAAUAUAAUUAAUUAUCCAAAUGGAACAGUAUGGAAUCCAAUACAUUCAUGUCAAUCAUGGUUUCAAAACUAUAGGAUUCAAAUAAAUAAUAAUGUAUUCAUUUCACUUGAUUGGAGUAGUCGUCAUCAUGCUGCUGGUUCACUUGGUUAUAAAGGAUCAAUGCCUGGUGCUGAUUUAUAUGAUUUUAAUGGUGGUACAUUUUUAUGGCUUGAAGAACAAUUAAAACAACUUGAAAAACAAUCUUCAACUAUUGUUCUUUUACAACAUCAUCCAUUUCGUGCACCAUUUUAUAUUCCAGGUGAAAUAUAUGCAUUUGGUGAAACUAAACGUUUACGUAUUGAACAUUUAUUACGUCAACAUACAUUAUUAAAUUAUUUUGGUGUUUUUGCUGGACAUUUUCAUAUGUGGUCGGAUGGAAAAGCAUUUGAUAAUAUGCCAAAAUUUCGUCAAUUUGAAACAGAUGCUUGUAAAGUUGCACAAGCUAUUGCUUUCGUUACAGCAAAUAUUAAAACUGGAGAAAUUGUAAAGAUUGAAAAGAUGUAUGGUGAUGAUCCAACAAAAUUAUAG